AUGAUCUCCACAAGGCUUGCGCGCGUGGGUGCGCUGCUCCUCGGGACCCGGGCCUUCGCUACCGUCGGUGAUUCCCCUCUUGACAAGAAGGUCGAGAUGACCAACUGGGAGAAGGGAAACUACAUCAACUACAAGAAGAUGUCUGAGAACCUGGACAUUGUCCGUCAACGUCUGCAGCGCCCUCUCACAUAUGCCGAGAAGAUUCUGUACUCUCACCUUGAUGAUCCUCAUGGCCAGGAGAUCGAGCGUGGCAAGUCCUACCUGAAGCUCCGCCCCGACCGUGUUGCUUGCCAGGACGCCACUGCCCAGAUGGCUAUUCUGCAGUUCAUGUCGGCCGGUAUGCCGUCUGUCGCUACUCCUACCACCGUCCACUGCGACCACUUGAUUGAGGCCCAGGUUGGAGGUGACAAAGAUCUUGCUCGUGCCAACGAGAUCAACAAGGAGGUCUAUGACUUCCUUGCCUCUUCCACCGCCAAGUACAACAUUGGUUUCUGGAAGCCCGGCUCCGGUAUCAUUCACCAGAUCGUCCUUGAGAACUACGCUUUCCCUGGUGGUCUGAUGAUCGGUACUGACUCUCACACUCCCAAUGCUGGUGGUCUCGCCAUGGCUGCCAUUGGUGUUGGUGGUGCUGAUGCCGUCGAUGUCAUGGCUGGUCUUCCUUGGGAGUUGAAGGCUCCUAAGGUCAUCGGUGUCAAGCUCACCGGUGAGAUGUCCGGCUGGACCACCCCCAAGGAUAUCAUCCUGAAGGUCGCUGGUCUUCUUACCGUCAAGGGUGGUACUGGUGCCAUCAUUGAGUACCACGGACCCGGUGUCAACUCCCUCUCUUGCACUGGUAUGGGUACCAUCUGCAACAUGGGUGCUGAAAUCGGUGCCACCACCUCCCUCUUCCCCUUCAACGAUCGUAUGUACGAUUACCUGAAGGCCACCAAGCGUCAGCAGAUUGGCGACUUCUCCCGCGCUUACGCCAAGGAGCUGCGCGAGGAUGAGGGUGCUGAGUACGACCAGCUGGUCGAGAUCAACCUCUCUGAGCUCGAGCCCCACAUCAACGGUCCCUUCACUCCUGAUCUUGCUACUCCCAUCUCUAAGUUCAAGGAGGCCGUCGAGACCAACAAGUGGCCCGAAGAGCUCAAGGUCGGUCUCAUCGGCUCUUGCACCAACUCUUCGUACGAGGACAUGUCCCGUGCCGCCUCCAUUGCCCGUGAUGCCCUUGAUCACGGCAUCAAAGCCAAGUCUCUCUUCACCGUUACCCCCGGUUCCGAGCAGAUCCGUGCUACCAUUGAGCGCGACGGUCAGCUCCAGACCCUUGAGGAGUUCGGUGGUGUGAUCCUUGCCAACGCCUGCGGUCCUUGCAUUGGACAGUGGGAUCGCAAGGAUGUCAAGAAGGGCGAGGCUAACUCCAUCAUCUCUUCUUACAACCGUAACUUCACUGGUCGUAACGAUGCCAACCCUGCCACCCACGCCUUCGUUGCCUCCCCCGAUCUGGUCGUCGCCAUGACCGUUGCCGGUACCCUCAAGUUCAACCCCCUCACUGAUAAGCUGAAGGACAAGGAUGGCAAUGAGUUCCUGCUCAAGGCUCCCUCCGGCGAGGGUCUUCCCGCCAACGGCUACGACCCCGGCCGUGACACCUACCAGGCUCCUCCCGCCGACCGUGCCUCGGUCAAUGUCGCUGUCUCCCCUACCAGUGACCGUCUGCAGCUCCUUGCUGGAUUCGAGGCCUGGGAUGGCAAGGAUGCCAACGGCAUCCCCAUCCUCAUCAAGUGCCAGGGCAAGACCACCACCGAUCACAUCUCCAUGGCUGGCCCAUGGCUCAAGUACCGUGGUCACCUUGACAACAUCUCCAACAACAUGUUGAUUGGUGCUAUCAACGAGGAGAACGGCAAGGCCAACUCCGUCAAGAACAAGUUCACUGGCGAGUACGAUGCUGUCCCUGCUACUGCCCGUGACUACAAGGCCCGUGGCGUCAAGUGGGUUGUCAUUGGUGACUGGAACUACGGUGAGGGCAGCUCUCGUGAGCACGCCGCUCUGGAGCCCCGCCACCUUGGUGGUCUCGCCAUCAUCACCCGCUCCUUCGCUCGUAUUCACGAGACCAACCUGAAGAAGCAGGGUAUGCUUCCCCUGACCUUCGCUGAGCCCGCCGACUACGAUAGAAUCAAGCCCGAGGACACUGUUGACCUGCUCUGCACUGAGCUCGAGGUUGGCAAGCCCAUGACCCUCCGUGUUCACCCCAAGGACGGCAGCGCUGCCUUCGACAUUACCCUGAACCACACCUUCAACGAGUCCCAGAUUGAAUGGUUCAAGGAUGGUUCUGCCCUGAACACCAUGGCCCGCAAGGCUGGCAACUAA
Aspergillus clavatus NRRL 1 is the source of this 2343-nucleotide messenger RNA. RefSeq names its product aconitate hydratase ACO1 (gene acoA). The transcript has 5 exons. Gene Ontology annotation, molecular function: 4 iron, 4 sulfur cluster binding; aconitate hydratase activity. Gene Ontology annotation, biological process: tricarboxylic acid cycle. Gene Ontology annotation, cellular component: cytosol; mitochondrion. The coding region runs from base 1 to 2343 and encodes 780 amino acids. NCBI's taxonomy places the organism in Eukaryota, Fungi, Ascomycota, Eurotiomycetes, Eurotiales, Aspergillaceae. The record is from RefSeq and is a predicted model, not a curated record.